Messenger RNA from Chionomys nivalis (European snow vole), 2122 nucleotides. RefSeq names its product cytochrome P450 2J3-like. The coding region runs from base 180 to 1688 and encodes 502 amino acids. Gene Ontology annotation, cellular component: cytoplasm; intracellular membrane-bounded organelle. The transcript has 9 exons. Gene Ontology annotation, molecular function: iron ion binding; heme binding; oxidoreductase activity, acting on paired donors, with incorporation or reduction of molecular oxygen, reduced flavin or flavoprotein as one donor, and incorporation of one atom of oxygen. The record is from RefSeq and is a predicted model, not a curated record. Lineage: Eukaryota; Metazoa; Chordata; Mammalia; Rodentia; Cricetidae. Gene Ontology annotation, biological process: xenobiotic metabolic process.
GCUAGGGCUGUGAGUGCGGAGGCGUCUGCGCUCUCUGGGUCCAGCAGCCUCCAAGUUGAACGGAGGGGUGUGGUUGGUAGGAGACAGGAACAGAUUUAGCUGAAAUCUCUCUAAAACAAGGAGCCCUGAGCCUCCGCUCAGACCCUCAUUCCUCUGAAGAGUCUGCUGGGAUAACAACCAUGCUUGCAGCCGCGGUCUCCCUGGUGGCCGCCAUCUGGGCAGCGCUCCAUCUCAGGACCCUUCUGCUGGCUGCUGUCACCUUCUUGUUCCUGGCUGACUACCUCAAAAGCAGGCGCCCAAAAAACUAUCCACCAGGGCCACGACGUCUGCCCUUUGUGGGCAACAUGCUGCAAUUGGACUUGGAGCAACCACAUCUGGCAGUGCAGCAGCUUGUGAAGAAGUAUGGGAAUGUUAUGAGUCUGGAUUUUGGGAUCAUGUCUUCAGUGAUUAUAACCAGCCUGCCUUUAAUCAAAGAAGCCUUUACUCAACUGGAAGAAAACUUUAUGAGUCGCCCUAAAUUUCCUAUUCACAAACAUAUUUUUAAGGAAAAUGGAUUGGUCUUCGCCAGUGGCCAAACAUGGAAGGAGCAGAGAAGGUUUGCCCUGAUGACCCUGAAGAAUUUUGGAAUGGGAAAGAAGAGCAUAGAGCAUCGCAUACAGGAAGAAGCUCGACACCUUGUAGGGGCCAUGAAAGAGGAGAAAGGGCAGCCUUUUGACCCUCACUUGAAGAUCCACAACGCUGUUUCCAAUGUCAUUUGUGCCAUCACCUUUGGUGAGCGUUUUGAUUACCAUGACGAGCAGUUUCAUGACCUGCUGAGGUUACUGGAAGAGGCCAUGUAUUUGGGUUCCUCAAUAAUGGUUCAUCUCUAUAACAUCUUCCCAUGGUUAAUGAGAUAUCUUCCCGGAUCACACCAAACAACACUGGCUACCUGGAGAGAAUUGAAGUCGUAUGUUUCUAAUAUAGUUGACAAACACCGCCGAAACUGGAACCCUGAUGAGCCGAAAGACUUCAUUGAUGCUUUCCUCAAGGAAAUGACAAAGCACCCCGACAAAACUACUACAAGUUUCAAUGAAGAAAACCUCAUCUGCAGCACUCUGGACCUCUUCCUUGCUGGAACAGAGACAACAUCCACGACCAUGCGCUGGGCUCUGCUCUACAUGGCGGUCUAUCCAGAAAUCCAAGAAAAAGUCCAGGCUGAAAUUGACAAAGUGAUUGGCCCGAAGAAGCAGCCCAGCCUGAAUGACCGAGACUCCAUGCCCUACACCAAUGCUGUUGUCCAUGAGGUGCAGAGGAUGGGAAAUAUCAUCCCUCUGAAUCUUCCCAGGGAAGUGACAGUUGACACUACGCUGGCUGGAUUCUAUCUGCCGAAGGGCUCCAUCCUCCAGACCAAUUUGACUGCACUGCACAUGGACCCCAACGAAUGGGCCACCCCAGACGUUUUCAAUCCGGAGCACUUUUUGGAGAAUGGAGAGUUUAGGAAGAGAGAAUCUUUUCUGCCAUUCUCAAUGGGAAAGCGAGCCUGCCUUGGAGAACAACUGGCAAGAUCUGAGCUCUUUAUUUUAUUCACUGCUCUUGUGCAAAAAUUUACCUUCAAGCCACCAGUCAAUGAGAAGCUGAGCCUGAACUUCAGAAUGGGUGUCACCGUUUCCCCAGUCAGCUACAAGCUCCGCGCUGUCCCUAGAUUCUAAUUUCAAAGUCAGAAAGAGAAAGGAAUAACUGUGUGAUGCUCUGAGCCACUGGGGCCGCUCCUAUGUGAAGGGAGAGAAGGAAGGUGAUCAGGGAAGGAUGGGAAGAUUAGGCUACGGUUAUUGGAUUCAUGUCCUGGACUGCUGUGCCCUCUGAAUUGGUCAUAUAUACAUCACUUAUAAAUCUUUUCAUCUAGGAGUUACAAAGAGAAUGAUGGCUGCUCCUGUAAAGAAAGUGUUGUAAAUAUGAAAGGUGGGUUAGAGACAGCACGGAAAUCAUUAAAGUCAUAUCAUAAAAUUGUACCUUCAGUUCGCUUCCCACCUUCUUCAUAAAUGUGCAAUUGCUUCUAGAUGUUAAAUUGUUUCUUGUGAAACUGCUACAGAGAUCUCUCCUCCAUCUCGUAGCCUGUGAACUCCUGCUGUGAAUAAAACUGAUA